Molecule: messenger RNA, 759 nt
Organism: Entrophospora candida
Lineage: Eukaryota; Fungi; Glomeromycota; Glomeromycetes; Entrophosporales; Entrophosporaceae
Source: the annotation of a GenBank genome assembly
AUGUCACAAAGAAACAUACCAGUUGAUGUUUAUACACUUCCCGCUGAACAACGUCAACAACUUUUCCUUGCAUUAUUUGAUGCUGACUCAACUUUGCCUAAUGUGUUGAAUUCCGAACAACGUCGCCGGCUAUAUACUGUUUUAGUAACUAUUGAUUCAUCUCUUGUAGGUCCUCUUUUAAAUACACAUGGAGUAACUAAUGAACAGGAAUCACAGUGGCAUGAAUUCUUGAAACUGGAUAAGAAACAAUACUUGAAUUUUAGGAAUGAUCUUCGAAAUCGUGCAGCUUCUCGUUUCUCUCGUGGCAAUCCCAUUUCCCGUCAGCCAAAGGGGAGAGCAGGAGAAGUCAUCAAAGAUUUUAAAGAAGCAAAUUCAACAUUUCCAAUCUCUGAAGCUGAUUUCAUUCUUCAUGAAUGGCUUACCUCAUACUGUAACAGCACAGUUGAUCAAGCAAAGAAGAAAAAAAUUGCUGAAGCAAAAGAACAAGGGUUACCACCACCACUACCAAAAAAAAAGAAUGUUCGACCUCCAUUGAAUUAUAAAAUAGCACAUGAAGUGACUGAAACCUCACAACAUUCUAGAGAUGCUGCUACCACCUCCGAAAUCAGUGCUUCUCCCACUAAAAUGACUGUAACUAAAGUUGUUGGUGGAACAUCUGAUGAAAUGCCCAAUGCUUCUGGUAGCAAAGGAAAAGGAAAACAAAAAACAGGAAAAACUUUUCCACAAAAUAUAAGACAUAGCAAGAGAAUUAGGAAAUAG